Molecule: messenger RNA, 1257 nt
Organism: Aspergillus pseudoviridinutans
Lineage: Eukaryota; Fungi; Ascomycota; Eurotiomycetes; Eurotiales; Aspergillaceae
Product: putative pyridine nucleotide-disulfide oxidoreductase AMID-like
Exons: 5
Coding region: 1-1257 (418 amino acids)
Cellular component (GO): cytoplasm
Molecular function (GO): flavin adenine dinucleotide binding; electron-transferring-flavoprotein dehydrogenase activity
Source: RefSeq, a predicted model, not a curated record
AUGCCAUCAAACGAAGGCCUCAUCACUCUCGCGCGUCGAUUCCGCGUCCUCAUCGCAGGCGCCUCCUACGGCGGCCUCAGCGCAGCCCUCACCCUCCUCGACCUCUCCCGCGGCAAGCUCGCCCGCUUCAACUACGACUCUGAGAUCAAACCGCCACAGUACCACAUCCCAGUAGACAUCACCCUGGUAGACGAGAAAGAUGGAUUCUACCAUCUAAUUGGAUCCCCAAGGGCGCUGGCGGACGAGCAAUACGCCUCGGAUACGUGGACGCGCUUCGGAGACAUCAAGGCUCUCCAGUCGCCACAUGUGCGCUUUAUCCGGGGUAGUGUCAGCGCUAUCGACUGCAAGAGCAAGACGGCUACGAUCCUCGACUCGGUGAGCAAGACGAGCAGGGAAGAAGGGUAUGACUUCUUCAUUGCGGGGACAGGGCUGCGGAGGGUAUUUCCUACUGUUCCGCAGAGUCGAACGCGGGAGGAGUUUCUGGCGGAGGUGAGGAGGUAUACGGCCGAUGUGGUGAAUGCUCGGCAGGGAGUAGUUGUUGUUGGUGGAGGCGCCGUUGGAACGGAAAUGGCAACGGAAAUCAAGCUGCUCUAUCCCCAGCUGAAUGUUACGCUGAUACACUCGCGUGAUCGCCUUCUCGCCGCUGAGCCUCUGCCGGACGAGUUCAAGGACCGCGUGGGGGCGGUCAUUCGCGAGACAGGCGUUGAGCUCAUCCUGGGCCAGCGCGUUGUCAGUACCACCGCGGUAGAGGAGAAGACGGGGCGAGUCUGGAGUCUGACGCUGGCGGACGGCCGCGUGAUCAAGGCGGGCCAUGUCCUCAGUGCGGUGUCGCGGUGCACGCCUACCUCGUCGUAUCUGCCACCGCAGGCCUUGGAUGACGAGGGUCACGUUAGGAUUCAGCCAUCUCUGCAAUUCCCGUCGACGAUCGCGAAUGCCAGCCACCACUUUGCCGUCGGCGACCUGGCCGCCUGGUCAGGAAUCAAACGCUGCGGUGCGGCGAUGCACAUGGGCCACUAUGCGGGAUAUAAUAUCUACCAGUUGAUGCUGGCCAAGUGCGUCGCCUCCAAGCCUGCUUUUCAGGAACUGCAGGAGAUUCCGCCCAUGAUCGGGCUUUGCCUGGGUAAGACGGCUGUCUCGUAUCACCCGGUGGACGGAGUCAAGGAUGGCGAGGAUAUUCUGGCGUCCAUGUUUGGGGAUGAUAUGGCGUACAAAGUGUGCUGGAAUUAUAUGCGGCUGGCGGAGCCAUGGGAUGCCUAG